CAAUUGUGUCUGGCCGAAGGGGCUAAGCGUGCCGCGGAGCCGCAGGCCUUGACCACCAUUCCUAUUCCCGCCGAUAAGAAGAACUCGAACGGAUUCGUUUUUAGUUUGUUUUGUCUCUUGCAGGCAGCUCAGCGAUACGGAAGCAACAAUUGGAACAUCCAGAAUUCCCACUCCCCCGCACAUUUGAAUUGCGACAUACAUAGAGUGUGCCGUGUGAACCAGUAUCCCCCCCAAACCGAAUGCCAGUCUAGUGUUUUGUUUUGCAUCUGUUUCUAGUCCCUAGCCGGAAUUCUAAAUUCGCGGAUUUUCACCGCUCAGUCCCAGUCACUUGACAGCCCAGCCACAGCCGAAUUAAUCGCGCCAGAUUAAACAAACAAAAACAGAAGCAGUUCCACAUCGUGCCAUUUUAUCUGGCCAGAGGCAUAGGCAUAGCAGACGUGAUUACGUGAUUAGCAGUGCCGCGGGGGCUGCGGUUUUAUCAAUAGAAUAGCAAGAGCAACAGCAACAAUGGUUUCCUACUUCGUACCUCGAGGCCGCUUCCUCCUGAAGGCCGGCAAUCUCAGACAGGUGGUGCAGCAGCAGCAUCAGCCGACCCAGCUUCAGCUGCAGACCAUCAAAGGACCCCAGCCGCAGGCUCAGAAUGCCAGUCUGCCGGUGGCCCGACACUUUAGACAGUUUUCCUCGAAUUCCGCCUCCAAGGAGGCGCAACUACACCACAGGCGACCACAGCACAAGCAGCAACAACAGCCCAAUCCCAGCCAGGAGUUGGCUCAGCUCCGGCGCAAUAUACUCUCACGAUGGACGGGCUUCCUGCUGCGCUGGGCUCCCAUGGGCAUCUGUGUGUUUGGCGCCAUCGAGUGGCAGCUGCAGAAGCGUCGCUGCGAACAGGAGGGUCAACCCAGGACCGCCUCCGAGCUCCAGUCGCGCAUCUACUGCUCCCUGCCACUGCGCAUAAUCAGCCGCUGCUGGGGCUGGCUGGCUGCUUGCUACUUGCCACCGAGUCUGCGUCCAUAUGUCUACGGCUGGUACUCCAACACGUUCAAUGUCAAUCUAAGCGAGGCCCAGUAUCCGGAGUACGAGCACUACAACAGCCUGGCCGAGUUCUUCACAAGACCGCUUAGGGAGGGUGUUCGCGUCAUCGACCAGAAGGCACCGCUCGUCUCCCCAGCCGAUGGCAAGGUCCUGCACUUUGGUAGUGCCUCAGACUCUCUGAUCGAACAAGUCAAGGGUGUUAACUACAGCAUCGAGGACUCUGGGCCGUUGGAACUUUGACAGGCCAAUUCCGGUGCCUCCUACGCGCAGGCACUCAAGAAGCAGAGCGAUGGCUCCACCGAGCUGUACCAGUGUGUGAUUUAUUUGGCCCCUGGAGACUACCAUCGAUUCCACUCACCUACCGAAUGGAAGCCCAGCAUCCGACGUCAUUUCUCCGGCGAGCUGCUCUCCGUGAGCCCCAAAGUGGCCGGCUGGCUGCCUGGCCUGUUCUGCCUUAACGAACGUGUGCUGUACAUGGGCCAGUGGAAGCACGGAUUCUUCUCCUACACCGCCGUGGGUGCAACUAACGUGGGAUCCGUCGAGAUUUACAUGGAUGCCGAGCUGAAGACGAACCGUUGGACUGGAUUCAAUGUCGGCAAGCAUCCGCCCAGCACCUACGAGUAUGAUGAACUGGCUCUGAACCAAGAACCAGCUGCAGUGCCCAAGGAGUUCGGCAAGGGCGACCUGGUGGGUCAGUUCAACAUGGGCAGCACCAUUGUCCUGCUCUUCGAGGCGCCCAAGAACUUCAAAUUCGACAUUGUCGCCGGCCAGAAGAUCCGUGGCGAGUCCUUGGGCCACAUUGCGGGGGCCAAGUGAAAGGAGGAGCCCCAAUCAUGUACCGAAUCAGUGCAAAGUCCUGUCACCCAUCUGUUCACAUCACUCGUUGUAUUAGCAUUAGACGCUCGUGUCUCAGGCAAAUGUAUUUUGUGAACAUCCUGCGAAGCUAAAACUGUGUAUUGUUGCCAUUUCUUUAGUCGUAAGCUAUAUUUUAUACAAUAAACGUCGAAAUAUCUUUGAGAACAAUGAGA
Messenger RNA from Drosophila suzukii, 2060 nucleotides. RefSeq names its product phosphatidylserine decarboxylase (gene Pisd). Lineage: Eukaryota; Metazoa; Arthropoda; Insecta; Diptera; Drosophilidae. Gene Ontology annotation, molecular function: phosphatidylserine decarboxylase activity. The record is from RefSeq and is a predicted model, not a curated record. Gene Ontology annotation, biological process: phosphatidylethanolamine biosynthetic process. Gene Ontology annotation, cellular component: mitochondrion.